Molecule: messenger RNA, 10736 nt
Organism: Sphaeramia orbicularis (orbiculate cardinalfish)
Lineage: Eukaryota; Metazoa; Chordata; Actinopteri; Kurtiformes; Apogonidae
Product: mitogen-activated protein kinase kinase kinase 11
Exons: 10
Coding region: 1128-4280 (1050 amino acids)
Biological process (GO): positive regulation of apoptotic process; protein phosphorylation; microtubule-based process
Cellular component (GO): centrosome
Molecular function (GO): JUN kinase kinase kinase activity; protein binding; ATP binding
Source: RefSeq, a predicted model, not a curated record
CGUAGAAGUGGUUCGAGGUCCUGACGAGUGAACACUGACCGAGGAAGAGGAAUAUGAUAAUAAGUUAUGAUGGAGUUAUGGCGUUGUUUGGAUACCGACUGGAAGCAGCAAACCGCCGAAGGGGACCGGGCCACGCGCUGAACCUCCGCUAGGAACCAACGGGAUUUGUUUUUACUGCUGUUUGUCUUUGGAAAGUUCAGUCACACAGGUUUGGGAUAGCUCUUCCUGUUACAGAGUCGGCUGUUCCUCCAGUGUUUCUGUUGUCAUAAAGUCCUGCUCAUUGUCAGACUGUAAGUAUGGACACUGUGGAGCAAUGGGAUGCGGGAUUUCCUGCGGGAGUGCCGCAAAGUUGUGGACACACACGCAAAUUGGAAAUGCGGGCUUAAACAUGCUAACUGGUCAGCCCUGAAAAGUCGUCGUAAAACACUGGUUGGCUGGACUGAAUGCUCCUUUCCUGCUAUUCUUCUCUGCUUCUCAGCGCUUCCUGCUUGUGAUGGCCACUGCACUUAAUAGCUAAAAAUACAUAAAAAAGUCCAAAUGUGUAGAGGGAGCUGCAGUUGCAACACUUGAAGUAUUUACAACAAGUCCUUUUUUUUUUUUUCCUUCCAACAUUCUUCAUCUUUGUCAUCAGAACUCAACAGGUGGCAUUUUUAACUGAGAGAACAGAAGAGAAGAGAAGAGAAGAGAAGAGCUUAUUUCCCCAUAAUGAGGUGAUUCAAGAGCCUCUUAAAUACAGGCCGGUGAAAUGAUAUUGUGCCUAAACCAUGUGUUGGGAAACCACACACCACAUCACUUGAGAAGAGAGAAUUUCAGUGGAGACAGUGCUGCCUUUCUGGGCUCUCAAACACUUGGCCAUAAUCAAACAAAAGCAAUCUCUUGACUGACAAAUGGAGAGCUUUGCUUUUAAUGUGAAGGCGAAUGAAAGACUCUUGCUGCUCAAUUGUCUUUGAAUCGUCUUCUGUAGCCCACUUGUUGGUCAAGCUUUUGAACACAUUUCACUGGUCCCUGAUGAACCAACAAGAAAGACAGGAAAGGGAGCAAGGUGCAAUAAAGUACUCCUUUGUACUUUAUUUUCAGACCCUUGGGGUGCAAAAUCAUAUCCAGUCAAAACAUCUGCUCGAGGCUCCAUGGAGCCACUGAAGAACAUAUUCAGUCGUGGCCCACUGUCGAACUGGAAAAAUUUAGAACAAUCACAAAAAGGGAAUUUCACCAACCCUGUUUGGACUGCCUUGUUUGACUAUGAGGCAUCAUGUAAAGAUGAGCUCACCUUGCGUAAAGGUGACCUGGUGGAAGUCCUGUCUCUGGACUCUGAGAUAUCAGGGGACGAGGGCUGGUGGGCAGGGAAGGUCAACAACAAGGUGGGCAUCUUUCCAUCGAACUAUGGCUCCUUUAAGCCAAGUGGAUAUGGGAAACUUCCGGGCAGUGGCGUGGUUGGGGAGCUUGGCCCGGCAGUGGUUAGUGAGUUCGAUCCAGAGGAGGUGGAUUUUGGGGAACUGAGCCUGGAGGAGGUCAUUGGAGUUGGAGGCUUUGGGAAGGUGUAUCGCGGUACAUGGAGAGGCGCGCUGGUUGCUGUGAAGGCCGCCCGCCAAGACCCAGAUGAAGACAUCAGUGUGACGGCGCAGAAUGUGCGUCAGGAGGCGCGUUUGUUUUCCAUGCUCACCCACCCCAACAUCAUCGCCCUGAAAGGUGUGUGUCUUCAGGAGCCCAACCUGUGCCUCAUCAUGGAGUACGCCUCAGGUGGGCCGCUGAGCCGGGCGUUGGCGGGCCGUCGCAUCCCGCCCCACGUCUUGGUCAACUGGGCCGUGCAGAUCGCCAGGGGCAUGCUGUACCUGCACAGUGAGGCCAUCGUCCCCGUCAUCCAUCGAGAUCUCAAGUCCAACAACAUCCUCCUGGCUCAGCCCAUAGAAAAUGAAUGUAUGGAAGGUUUGACACUGAAGAUCACCGACUUCGGCCUGGCGAGAGAGUGGCACAAAACCACCAAGAUGAGCACGGCUGGUACCUACGCCUGGAUGGCCCCCGAAGUCAUCAAGUCCUCCACUUUCUCAAAGGGCAGCGACGUCUGGAGCUACGGUGUGCUACUGUGGGAGCUGUUAACAGGAGAGGCACCCUACAAAGGCAUAGAUGGACUCGCCGUCGCCUACGGAGUCGCUGUCAACAAACUCACGCUGCCCAUCCCUUCCACAUGCCCCGAACCCUUCGCUCAGCUCAUGUCAGAAUGCUGGGACCAGGACCCCCACCGCAGACCGAAUUUUGGCUCCAUCUUGGCCCAGCUGACAGCGCUGGAGCAGCAGGUGAAGGAAGAGAUGCCCCAGGACUCCUUUCACUCCCUGCAGGAGGAUUGGAAAUUGGAGAUCCAGGACAUGUUCGAUGAACUCAGGGCUAAAGAGAAGGAACUGCGAUGCCGUGAAGAGGAGCUGAAGCGAGCGGCUCUGGAGCAGAAGUCCCACGAAGAGUUCCUUCGGCAGCGUGAGCAGCAGCUGGCCCAGUGGGAGCAGGAUGUGUUUGAACGGGAACUCAGCCUCCUCAUCCUCCACUUGAACCAGAAUCAGGAGAAACCUAAUGUCAAGAAGAGGAAGGGCACGUUCAAGAAGCACAAGCUCAAGUCCAAGAACGGGGAGAAGAUCAGCAUGCCCCAAGAUUUCAUCCAUAAGAUUACAGUGCAGGCAUCACCAGGCCUGGAGAAGAGGCGGAAUUCUCCUGAUUUGGGUUCAGGGUCCUCACCUUCUUUUGGUCCACGGUUCCGUGCAAUUCAACUCAGUCCCAGCGAUAACAGCAGGACGUUUGGUUUGAGCCCGGUCUGGCCCCUAGAGACCCCUUCUCCAAAACAAGCCAAUGGAGACCUAAGGUUGGGCCCCCACUGGAGGCCCCAGAGCCCAAAGAGUCCCAAAAGCCCUAAAGUCCUACGCUUGAGUCCCCAGGAAAGCAGCCUGUCGAUGAGAGCCAAGCUCCUGGAGUCGGACAGCAACGAGAACGGAGAGUCCAAGGACAACUUUGAGAAGUACAGACCAUCCACACCAACCCCUCUCCCUGCUCAAAACGGCUCCUCAGUGAAGGACAGCUUGCGGCUUCCUCUACCUCAGGGAGACUCGGGCAGUGAGGAAGGGGGUUCCUCCCCAGCUGGCUCCCCCAGGCCUGAGAGGGGUUCCCUCAGUGGUCUGAUUAAGAGCACCCAUCGGGCCCUGCUGGGUGGUGGCUCCCUCCUAGCGUCUGUAGGACUAGGGCGCUGUCUGGACAUCCCCCCUAGGGUGCCCCCUCGAACUAAUCCCCCUUCUCUUGGGGAACGUACACCCUCCGAACCAGAGAUCUCUUUCCCAAAGCCCCUUGUGUCAGACCCCCCUGUAGUGGACGACCUCAUCACUUUCUCAACCUCUGAGCCCCUUCCCAGACCGCUGGUGGAUCUAGCUCUGCAAUACCAAGACCUUAAGCCCUUACCCCUGACACCACCUCCACCAAACCCUCGUGAGAGGAGCGGCCACCGGACGCCGCAGACUCCCCAGACUCCCCAUAGUCCCCAUAGUCCACAGAGUGUCAGGACCCCCCAGCAGGAGAGUAUGGUCAGCCUUGGGGAAUGGGCCCAGAGUGUGCAUCCCACCAAUGGGGAGUUGGGCUGUGAGGCUUGGGAACACCGGUCUGACCGGAGGAGGAGGUCGAGUCAGGGCCUGCACGCUUCUCAGUUAGUUUUGGACCUGCCAUUGUGUCAAGACACGCAGGACUCUGACGACAAACCUUCAACUCCCUUUUCUCUACAUCCCAAUCCUGGGCUGUUGAGCCCCAAAACCCGCCGGCUGGAGGUCAGUGUCAUCCCUCGGCCUCGUCCCUCUCCCAUCAGACCCCGCAUCGACCCCUGGAGCUUUAUCUCAGCUGGUGGUGGGAAUUCAGGGGGCGGUCGCAGCCCAAACCGCCAGGACAACACCCCUCUGGGCUACCAGCCCUCUCCUACCAACCCUUUCACCAACUGUGACCCCUUCCCUUCACCAGACUGUGAUCCUUUUGCCCUCAAAGCUGACCCCUCAAGUGGCUCAGACACGCCCUCGCCCUUUGACCCCUUCUCAGCACCCUUUCCCACCUCCCGUUCGGCCCCGUGCUCCACCAAUGGCUCACCCACACUGCCCUCAUUUCGCAUUGCUCCCCUCAACCCGGCCGACUCGCCACUCAUCGACCUGGGAUGGGCAGGCUGCGGAAAACCCCUGGAUGGCACCAAAGAGAGGGCUCACCCCCGCAAGACACUGGGGCUCAAGCCCUUCAAGUCCCCAACGCAACUCAGAGACGACAGAUUCUGAAUCUGAUUCUCACUUGUGGUUGUUAAAACUGCUGGUUUUAUCACAGCAUCACAGUCCAGGAAAAUUUCCACUACGUCAUACAUCUUACACGAGGAUUUGGAAUCUUAAAAAAACAAAGCAAAAAAAAUACAAAAAACACACAGCCAUCAUUCAACUCACUGAGGGAGGUCUCCCAAUGGGAGUCCGGUCGUUGCAGGGCCUAUUUAUAUGCCAGCCUGCUGCUUUGGAGACCAGAAAGCCAGUGAAAGCCAGUCAAAGGUGGUACAUUGGAUUGAGGGAUAGCUGCCUGUGAACCAAUAGCUGGUGCCCACUUCAUUCUCCCUCUCUAUCUUUAUGUCUCUAUCUGAUUGAAGGAGCAGAAUACAGAUCACUAGUCCCAUCUUCAGAAUCUAUCAGACUGCUCAUAUCACUUGCUUUCAUCUCCCCCUACCUUUGAAGCAUUGUGACAAUGCAGAGGUGGAUAAAGCGACUUGCACAGCUUCAUCUGCCUCUACCUAUCUGCAGACUGAAAGCAUUCAGGACAAAAUUGGAGUGCCUUAUUUCGUGAAGUGUUUUAAUAUACAGUAUAUCUUUUCAAGGUUCCUUGAAUGGUUAAUCUGGUGCGUAGGGAAGAUGCUAAGAAUUUGGCUUAAAUUUGCAAAGCAGCUUAGCAUUGCUGUGGAAGAAAAUGUUGUUGUGUGUGCAUGUGUGUCUAGACUCAUUGUUCUAGGAAAGCUCACUGCUUGCGUCUUUUUUUAAAAACAGCCUGUUGCAUUAUGGGAGAAAGCACUCAGAAUGGAUAUUCCAAGCCGCUCACAAAAUUCAAGACUAAACCAUGACCCAGGCAUUCCACUUGGAAGCAGAUAACAUUCCAGUCACAUUCCCCGGGAAAUGCCAGGGAUUGGAUGGAUUCAUUCAGCUGGCAGGCAACAGAGCGCAGGAAACAAGACGGGGGAGCCCUCUGCAUUCCCUUCAUAUGCCAAUGAAUGCCACUGUGACAGUGUAAGAGCUGGGGCAAAGCGUAUUUGCAAAUUAGUUGUUUUUAACUCCCUGGAGUGUCAGAUAGAUGGGAUUUACCACACUGGAUGACAGAGACAGUGUCUUCAAAGAUCAGAUAGUCAGACCGUGUUUAAAGUUAACUUUUCAUCUUUUUUCACGAGUCCAGACUGACUUAUCACCACCCAUUUGAUAUUUAAUGAAGGUUCAACCAAAUACAUAUUACAGUAUGUUGGCAAGGAAUGUAGAUUUAUACAUUCAGUCUAGGAAAGUCCCGGAAGUUCCACAAACUCACUUCAAUUUCUGAAGCCCAGUUCAGACAAACUGGAUUAUAACUCCUCUGAAUUAACAGAAUAGAUGGGGACAUUUCAGCUUAUGUUUUUUUAUGUUUUUUCCUUUUCAUCAAUACUAGAAAUGCAACUGUAGCUAGUAUUUCACUAUCACUACACCACGAAUUAUAUCCAAGUCCGAUAUAGAGUGAAAAGUUAUUAUAUCGUUGACAUGGAAGUGAUACAUUGUCUUGUGCCAAAUCAUAAGUUCAAAGCAUUUUUUCCCCAUCAUGAAUCUUUGGUUUGAACUGGGCUGUAGAUAACAUGUCUGACAGUUUGUUUUUUCAACCAAACUAGCCUUCCACCAACCUUUUAUCUAGAGUAUUCAACAGCAAUACUAGCAUUUGCUGAAUUCUCCUUUAUUUUACCUCUUUCACACUGCAAGUUUGCAAAUUGUAGCCUGGUUUUGCAAGGUAAAAUAGCAAGGGCUCCUGCACUCUUGUUCCUCCUGCUUGGUUGUAUAUCCAUCCUGAAAUACUUAAAAUACUGGUAGGAUCCUGUGAAUUAUUGGCCAAACACAUCUAUGAUUUAAUGCUGCAGAGUGAAAUCUAACCUGUAGGUAAAAAAUAUCAUUUUUUCUACCAAGAGGAGCCUUAAUAGACAAAUAUGCACUGCAGCUGCAACUGGAACAACACUUGGCUCUCUCAGUUUCAGUUUACUUCACUCUAACAGUGAUUAAUGUUUGUAUUAAUAGCAAUUUGUUCUGGCACCUUUUCAGGGAAUUUUUGCAGAACAUCCCGGGAAAUGUAAGAAAUCUCAAAAAGUGGCAGGUUGAGGGAAAGUGGCUGCAGCAAAAAAAAAAAAAAAGUCAUCACCAAAUAAUUCCUAGAAUAUUUCAUGUGUAACAUCACAAACUGACGAUGCAUGGCAGUACCCAAGGGUGUUUUUCUUUACUGCCAGUUCUCAAGCAUGUAGUCAAUUUACAAAAGUAGUGAAGGUCAAGCAUGUGAGCAACUGAAAGAGACCCCUUUUACACAUGGCACAAGCUUGAGCUGUUUCCCUGUUUUACGAGGUACAAAUGCUGAUUGGCUUCACAGCUGACACUGUGUCAUUGACAGACAAUAAGGGCUUUGUACUGACGAACAGCGAAAACCUCAUUUCCAAAGGGGAAAGCGUUGUGAUUAGCCUAAUAAUCCUACUAACGAACAGAGGAGACUGAUAGUGAUAAUUAGCCUCUUGAUAAGAGCAGAGACCGUAAAAAAGCGUUCAGAUAUUUGGCUAAUUAAUUUACCCUAACAUUGCCAAUACGCCCUGUGUCGUCUGCAUAAGGUACAUAUUUUCUGCAAUAAUUCCAGCUUGAUUUAAGUAUUUUUUUCCCCCUACAUAGACAUACUCUGCUGUCUUUCCAUCCUCCUGUUCUUUUUCUCCAUUGCCACCGGCUGCUCAGCAGCUGGCUGGAUGAAAUCUUCACUAUUGAGGCUCACCUUUCUCUACGUCCUUCCUCCUCAGGUGUUGUGGGAGAUAGCUUUCUCUUCUCUUCUUUCCUUUCUUUAUUUUCUUCUCACUCCUACACUUCUACCUUGCUUCUUUUUUCUCUGGAAAGUUUUCUUUGAGGCAGAUUGUCCUGACACAACUGAAAGUUCAGUUUAGUACCAGCUAUGUUUCUAUUUAGAGGGGGUAGUGUUUUUUCCUAGUAGAAGGCUCAUUUACCAAGAGGUGCUCAUUUUACAACAACAAGAGAAGUGUUGAAAUUGAAACAGGAGCUUUAUUGUAUAUUUCUACUGCACAGUGUCUGCCUGUUUAUUACAUAAGGGACAUUUAAGUCAUAAUACUUGGUGGUGUAGCAUCACAGAGAGGCUGAUGAUGUUGGAAGUAGUUUAAUAUUGUAGAGUUAUAGCUGUCACCCUAAGUACCGACAAUAUUAGGCAGAAGGCAUUUCUAUGAAAAGUGGGCUCAAAUGUUGACUUUGCAAAAAUGACCAAACUUUUCAGAUGCAGCUGUUGGUGAGCACUAUGCAACAAAAACAGAAUCUGAGCUUCCUCAAGCCUUGGGAUCAUUCAUAAUUUGCAUAUUUUCCCUGCAAAACUGGAAAAAAAAGAUUCAAAGAUGCUUUAAAAAAUUAGAUUGUAACCUAAUGUGCAAGGUCUAAAGGGUUUCAUUAAGCAUAUCAGGUUAUCCUAUACAAUUAUAGACUGUCAGUAAAAAUAUUUUUCAGCAGAUUUUUUGCAGUAUCCGCAUAAUGUCACAUCACCUCCUGUGACUUCACCUCUCGUAACUAGAGAUCGCACCCAUGAGCAAUGCAGGCCUUCCUUUGCAGUGUUUAAAAAUAGGACAUUUAAUGUAGGAUUUGUCCCACUCAGCAGUGUUCCCUGCUUUCCUCUGUGCCUCAGACUUCACACUGACAUUUUCCAGAAGUGACAAGUGAUGUGGUUUUGCCUUGUUUCUUCAUGUCAACACACAAAGCCACAAGAGCCAUCCUCUGAUAGUCAUUAGGCUCAGAUAGCUGUUAUUGUCAACAGAGCUCCGUGAAUGGAAAAAAGGAACAAGGAGGAAAUUGAGAUGAUUGAAAGGUCUGGCAGAUUAUUCCUGUCACAAGUUCACUGAUUGUGUCAAGUUCCUUCUUCAACCUACCACUCAGGCUUCUUCUGUGCGUCUCACCUCUACACUUUAAUUUUCCCACCGACCUGAUGCUGUAAAGAGUUGGCUGCUGUUCUUCAUUAAGUCUUGCACACAUUAGGUUAUUGACUUGAUAAUCUGUUACCGGCAAUCACAGCAGUCACUUUGCUUUUCACACAUGAUUAAGCUACAGCCUGAAGUCGAGGUGGCGUUUUUUUGUUUUUUUUUUUUAAAUAUAUACUCGGUGUUGAUACCUGGAAAGAGUGAGAACCCUCCAGAUUUACAAGUACACCCAGGUUAGAAAUACAUUGGAAAAUAUUCUUUUUCUUGGGUAAACAAUCACCUGUAUGUCAGCCCUUAAGGAGUAAUGUAAAUCAGGCUGAAGUUUUUGUAGGGUGAACGAGCAGGGCACAUUUCAGGAAGCCUGUCGUGGAUGUGGACGUAGGAUUUUUUUUGAUUUGGGCUGUCAGUUGUAGGAAAUGUAGCUGCCAGUCUUCUGGUGGAGCUGACACCCAGCACUCCAAUAAAAAAAAAAAAAAAGUCCUGAUGACUUGUUUGUGAUGCUUUGUUCUUCCAGGCAUCGCCACAUCCGUCAUUGCAAAUCAGCGUUCUGAGCGCAUACUGACAGGGAGGAUGGAAGGGAAUUCUCUACAGCGGAGUUAAAUCAGACUGAUGCCUGGCCACCGGCGUCUACUUUCGGCCCCGUAGCGGUGGGGAGCAGGCAUGAUUUGAUGAUCCUAAUUCAGAGUUCAAGCUCAGACCAAUGGCCUUAAUCAACGAAUGGCAAAUGCUCAAUACAUAACGUGAAUAAAAGCUAAUGAGACGGCACUAUGGAAGAACCUGAGGCCCUGACCCUCAUCAUGCUGAAAGGUACUUGUGAACAGUGGUUUUGUUUUAGAUUUUCAGAGGUGAAAAAUCAGAGCCAUUAUCCAAAAGAGAGAGGCAGUGGAAAAAAAAAAGUCGGUGCAAGUUAUUUCCAGUGGCUUUGUGAGAGCACUUAGUGUUGUCUAAUGCAACAAUCAUUCGGGGUUACACACACAUUUGAAGCUCAAUUUGGUUUUGUGAACAGCACAUAUGCUAACAUCCAUACUAAUGAUCUGAUUUAGCCUGAUUAAGUCGUUGAUUCAGCUGUACCAGCACUCAUUCCUGAUAGCGUUGAAGAUUUGCAUUGGACUAAUAACACUUAAAGAGCAUACAGGUGGAAAUAAUGGCACUAUCUGACCUUUUAUGUAACCUGUGAUUUGAAGUUUUUAUGUGAGAAUAACAUUGACUCUUCAGCCACACAUGGGAAAGUCUGAGUCUUUCACUGCACAGACUUCUGUGUAAACGAACCAAACUGCAGAGGAGAGACGCAUGAAGCCUGGGUUAAACUAUCAUCGUAUUCUGAAGUAACAGAGCACAGUGUGACUUUGAACACCCCCGCUUCUAGUAUUUGACUUUUACAAAGCCAUCAAGUCAUGUCAGAAGGGGACUGCAUGUGGUAAAUUACUGCAGCCUCAGUUAAAGCAUGCCUUCUCUCCUUCAUGGCUACUGAGAAAAUUGGAGAAGGCUUCAACGAGGAUGAAAGAGAAAACUCAGGCCGAAUAAAUGUCACAUUUAUUUUAUUGAUGACAUUUUACCAUGGCAGGACAGUUAAGAGUAAAUUUUCAACUUGGAAAAUAGAAGGCUUAGAUUUUCAAUGGCUUUGACCACAUUUACCUUUGUUGCUCUUGUUCGCUUGUGCUCAAUUAAAUGGAUCUUACAAAUAUACUUGUUUAUCAGUCCCAUUUCAGAUAUCACAGCCAGCCAUAAGCACUAGAGACACUUUUGUGGCUCAUGUGAAACUGGCCUUUGUUUGGCACUAAAAGGCCAAGACCAAAUGAUCAAAUAUGACCUUUGACCAUACAGGACCUGCAGACCCCUAUAGGGACAUGGACAAAAGCCAUGUCUGCAAGAGGUGCCUCCAGGUGUGUAAACUAAUGCUCAGUGUGAAUAUUAUGUUUAAUUCUUUUCCUUCUGUGCCUCCAAGGUCACCAUCUGCUGUCCUCUUCUUUUUGUAACAACGACUAAAUGGACAUUAGCCCUGAAAGGAUGGUCGAUUUGUUUUAAGACCACAGUGACGGCUCUUGGAGAAGGCUGGAUCUCUGUUUAGAAAAUAAAUAUGGAUUUUUUUUUUCCUGAGGUUAUUAAGUCUAAGGCCCACACUCAUCCCCCCCCCCCCCCCCUCCACUCGACAGCAUACAGCUGCAACGCGGUUGUUAUUAUUGUUCUGCCUGGCUAUUGACACUCAAUUACCUUGUGAUCUUCGUACAAUGAAAGGUGUUCAAUCUGUAAAUUUCUGUUUCUGGAGUGCUGAAUGAGUGUGCUGCAAAACAAUUGGUUUAGUAAACAGCCCUUGUGUCUCAAAUAUAGUGUGCAAAAUGAGGUACUGGCAAAGGCUAAACUGUGUUUGCAGAUGAAAGAAAUGAAAUAGCUGAGCUUUUUGUCCUUUUUAUUAAUCACACUAUGUCAUCCUGCAUACAGUAUGAGUGCAUCAGCUAAUUCUAUGUGAAUAGCAAAUCAGAAAGCCUGUGUAUAACACUGUUCGACUUGGGUUAACUAGCGUGGUGGAUAAAAA